AUGAGAAUUCAAUUAAUAAUCAUAUUUCUUGCAUUGUUUGGCUUAAGUGCUUCAGAUGAAUUAAAUUGCACCGAUAUUACUUCUAACUUAUUUGAACCUCUUCAACCCUUACAACCAAGUAAUGGCUCGGUUACUCGGUGUUAUAAUUUAAAAUUAACAGAAAUAACGUUGACACCUGAUGGAUUAAUGCAUCUUGUGAAAACUGUUAAUGAGCAAUAUCCUGCCCCGAUAAUUCAAGCAAACUAUGGUGAUAUACUUAUCCUUAAUGUAACAAAUGAAUUAGGAGAACCUUCUACAA
Molecule: messenger RNA, 298 nt
Organism: Racocetra persica
Lineage: Eukaryota; Fungi; Glomeromycota; Glomeromycetes; Diversisporales; Gigasporaceae
Source: the annotation of a GenBank genome assembly